Vicia villosa (hairy vetch) is the source of this 816-nucleotide messenger RNA. Its product is annotated as ethylene-responsive transcription factor ERF017-like. Gene Ontology annotation, molecular function: DNA binding; DNA-binding transcription factor activity. The coding region runs from base 40 to 816 and encodes 258 amino acids. The record is from RefSeq and is a predicted model, not a curated record. Lineage: Eukaryota; Viridiplantae; Streptophyta; Magnoliopsida; Fabales; Fabaceae. The transcript has a single exon. Gene Ontology annotation, biological process: regulation of DNA-templated transcription.
UGUCUAUAUAUAUCCAUAAUUUAUUUUUAUAAUUAUUACAUGAAUGCAAGCAAGUGUAUAACUACUAUACUACAAAUGGAUCAUCAUCAUGAAAUCAUCACUGCUCAAACUAAAACCCUAGCAUCAUCAUCAUCAUCAUCAUCAACAUAUAAUGAUGAUAACAACAAGAAAAUGUAUAGAGGUGUGAGAAAGAGGAAGUGGGGAAAAUGGGUAUGUGAAAUAAGGCUACCGAAUAGCCGUGACAGAAUCUGGUUAGGAUCAUACGAUUCACCUGAGAAAGCAGCAAGAGCUUUCGACGCUGCCCUUUACUGUCUUCGUGGUCGUCAUGCAACUUUCAAUUUCUCUGAUUCACCUUUUCAUUUGGAGAACACUGCAGUUUCUAACGAUCCGCAACAGAUUCGAGAGAUUGCUGCUAACUUUGCCAACAAAAAUCCACCAAUUGUUAUUGAUAGUAAUAAUAAUCAUAAUAAUGGAAAUAAUAACACUGAUCAAUCCAAUGUUGUGCCUGAAAUUAAUGGCUUUUCAGGUUCUUCUACAACUAUGCAUGAUAUCGGGAACACUAUUGAUUGGACAUUUUUGAACAUGUUAGAAGAACAUGGUUCAAAUUAUGAUCCUAAUUUAGUUAGUUCUGAAAAUUAUGAUGAUUUUUUCUAUUCUGACUUAGAAAAGAUGCAUUCGGAUGAGUUAUUGUAUUACACUUUACCGCCGCUUUUUGAGGAUCAUAAUACUAAUCAAAAGGAAUUAGUAGAAGCUGAAGGUGAUAAUGAUGUUUAUGAUGACCCUUUUUGUCAGCAAUCAUUCCUUUGGAACUUCUGA